AUGCGUCUUGUCAUCUCACUGGGGGCAUUAGUGCCGAUAAAUGCUCUUGCUGGACCUCUGACGACCAUCACCCCUUGUACAAAUGUACCAAGCAUAUCGGCAACUCCAAUCACCGUGACGGUGCAGCAUCAAAUUGUGUCAACCUGUUCCGGCACAUCAACAUGUUUACGAGGAGCUUGUACUACCAGGAAUUCCCUCGACACAUUUGCCUAUGUAAGCACCGUCAUCCCGGCGGCAUGGGAUGGUACUUCGGUCCAUGCGACCACGGUCACUUCGACUGCUCAAACGGUGACGGUGUCUCGAUUCCGUUCGACGAUCACCAAGUUCGCUACCGCUACCUCAGCUGUCAUCAAGAACGGGACAACUUUCCAUGCUUCUCCAAAUGCGGUUCACCUUACUGUUGCGAAGGAUUUUAUGGUUGCCUACAACAAAAUUGGGCCAUUGGCGGUUCCGGGCUAUGGUGGAAGUGGCCUUUGCAAGGAGUGUGGUGUGCAGCACGAUGGAAGUCGAUCUCAGGUCGUGGAUGUCAUUGAGUGCAGGGCAGGUCCCAUUGGGGCCAGGUGCAUGGGAUAUGCAGAGACAUGGAUCUCCAAGUCGGCAACUGCUUCAUCCUCAACAACGGUGGCACCCCUCGCAACCAGAUUCGUGGCUCCCUCGGCUGGGACCUAUACUCUCACGUUCACUCUGACGGCUCCUAAACACAUCAUCACUGCUGGAGUCGAAACCAUCACAGUCGCCCCAAGUCCAUACUUUCAUCAAGUCAUUCGUGAAUGCCGCAGGCCCCGAGAGGUUAUUGAUUUCACCAUUGUCGUUACCAAAACAAUUUACUGGACCGUCCCCUGCAGCAGACAGCCACCGUGGACCUCAAGCGCCGUUCCAAUCCCGAGUGGCUCCCACGAAAUUCCAGGCUUCCAUCAACCAGAUAAGGGGUCGAGUUUGUCUCUUGAUAAUCUGGGUGGCGAUGCGUACGACUGGGCUGACUGGGGGAGCGACGACGUGACCAACCCUAGCCUUCCUCUUCCCCAAGACUGGGCCGACUGGACUUCCAACUACUCCCAAACCACUCCCAGGACUGAAUCUCUCAGCGUGUCUCAGAGUUCCGGCUUCAGCUCAAUCAGUGGGUCUGCGAGUAACCCGUAUAUAGCGACCUCCAGUACAUACAUUGUGUCCGAGACUGGGAUGCCCAGCAGUUCUCUUAGCUUCAGCCUCCAACAAUCUUCGUCUUCGGUGACCACCAGCUCUCUCCUCACCACUUACUCUGCGAGCGCUACCAGCGAAACUACUAGCAUCUUAUCUGGCGGCAUCUCUGGGUCAUCGUCAACAAGUAGCGUGUUUGUUCCCACCGUCAAUACAUCAAGCUUUUCUGGUGGGCCUGUUCCUGGUCCGACAUCAACUUUAAGUUUGAGCUCUAGCUUGUCCACCAGUUCUAUUCCGAUCUCACCGUCGACUUCAGGCUCAACGUCGAUUCUAUCUGCCAACUCAAACUCUGUUAUUGCUUCUAGUACAUCGGCCUCAGGCUCGUCCAAUAACCCAAGUUUCUCGGGCGGACCAACUCCUGGCUCCACUUCCAGUACAACCUCUCAGACAACCGGUGCUUUGAUCACGUCCUCUACGACUUCGAGCUUCAGCGCUGGUCCAAUCGCUGGGUCGACCACAAGCUCAUCCAAUACCGCCCUUUCCAGCCAGAUCAGUUCUUCCGGCAGCUCCCCCAUCAAUGGCUCUUCGGCCGAGUCAAGUACGAUUGGUAUAUCAAGCACAGCCUCCGUGACUGCAUCAGGCCUGCUUACCAGUGCCUCUGGAAUGACAACUACAAUAAACGGUGCUUCCAGUCCCAGCACCAAUGCCAACCCCGAAUCUACGGCCCCUUCCUCAACUAUAAGCUCAACUGCUAGUCCGAGCACUUCUAGCACUAAUUCCAGUCUGUCAACUCUGCCAUUUUCCAGCUCAUUGGUCUCCACUUCCUCUCUAUCAAGCUCGUCGGCCACGGCAAUUUUAGGAAUUACCUCAACUAGCAGCUCUUCUAGCUUUGGUGCUGGCCCGAUUGGCGGUUCAACUUCUGCCUCUUCCAGUUCCAGCUCCAGCUCCAGCUCCUUUGGUACCACAUCAACGUCCGCUGCUUCAACUUCAACCUCAAUCCCUAUUGUUAGCAUGUCAAGUGGAUCGAUCAUAAGCUCAUCCGCCUCCUCUUUUCGAGACGCGAUCCUUUCUACCGUUUCCACCUUUGCACCUAUCAGCACCUCCUUAACUACCUCUAGCACAUCUUCCACAACAAUCGACAGCAGCACCACUUCGACGUCCAGCGGGACACCAAGCACACAAAUCGCUCCUACUCCGGACCUCUUCCUUAUUAGCACAAAUUCACCUCUAAAAACUCGCAAGCGAGCCCUCCAGUACUUGGGUUUCUCUGGUGGUACAGGCACCCUAUCAAGCGAUUCAUCUGCGGCAGCUCAAUUCUUUUUGGAUACAACAGGCAAUUUGCGCUUUGGCACUUCCUACGUCGAUGCAGAUUUCUCUCAACCAUAUCUUACUUUCUCCUUGAUUACGGCUAUCAAUGACAAUCUCUCUCAGUGGACUAUUGAUGCUAACGGCAAUCUGCUGCUCCGAGUGGCGGGAGCUAGUUUCUGCACCAAUGAGGAAGGCGUUGUGUACAUUCUGUUUGAAAGCGCAACCCCAUUCACUUGCUUCACUAUAGUCCUGGAAGCCACCCCCGUUAUAUCCGGUUCCCCGUCAAGCAGCACCUUCUUGUCUCCCUCCGCGACUUUACAAGCUGGAUCAUUGUCGACCUCUGCCGUUACUCCGUCGACCACCUCAAUACAGUCUGGAACAUUAUCGUCUAUCAGCAGCACUAGUAGCGUAACUGAUCCCUCCAUGUCUGAAUCGUUGUCCAGUAUUUCAGCUAUAAUCACUUCUUCAAGGGCAUCAAUGACAAGCAGUAGUUUCUCUGCUGACUCUGAAGAUUCUGCAUCGUCUGCGACUUCAUCAAGUACAGAAUCUCAAUCUAUGACGACGUCGACGUCUUCGACAUCGUCCUCUGAUAUUCGAUCCUUCUCGGGAGGGCAGCCGACAUUUACAACUUCAUUUAAAGGGGGCCAAUCUGUGUCAAGUGGCAAGACGACGGCUUCCGACACAACAACCUUGGACAGAACCAAGAGCAGUGCAAUAUUGAGCAGUAGCACGGGAAGUGUUAUUCUGACGACCUCUGCUGCAUCUUCAUUAACUAUGGUAUCAGCAGAGUCAACGACUGUGUCACCUUCUUCCAUGGUCGAAUCAUCUAGUACUAUUAUUGCCUUGUCUAGUACCAGCCCAGACACGACGCCUUCAUCCUCAAGUAACAGCACGGCCAGCAUUCAUCCAGCUGCUACAACUACCAUAGGGACGGCGAUAUCGAUCUCUUCCGCGUCGAGCACCAAUUGGGACUCUGACACUUCUUCCACUACGUUGCCAGUUGCUGCCCUCACGUCAUUCAGUUCGAUCACGUUUUCAGAAGCAGGAACUUCCUCUACAAGUCUUCCGCCGACGACGAUAACGACGACGACAACAACAAUGACGAUACCCUAUUCUGGACCGUCGACCGUCGACAGCAGCAGCACAGAAUCUACGACUGCAUCCUCAUCUGAGAUCGCAAGUACCAUCACUGCGGCAACAAGCGACACAUCUUCCCAAGGAUCGCCGUCCAAGACAACAAGCGGACUGACCACGAUCAACACCCCAGCAAUGUCGAUGACCGGCACAAGCGCUUCUUCUGUGAUGGGAGUAACGAAUGACACCAGUUCGACUUUCGUCAGCCCGACGUCCGUCGAGGCAUCCCCUACAGUGUCAAGUACUGGGGACAGCGGCUCAGAGUCCGCUGUGACGACACCCAUCGCGAGUAUCAUAGCUCAGUCUUCUCAGGAGACGUUCGGCACAAACAGCCCUCUGGCAACAGAUUCUGGGUUAUCAUCCCCGACUAGCUCAAGUACUGAGGCCAUUGCGACGACGGAGGCCAUGACCAGCAUGAGCAGUGCAACGGAGUCGGUAACGACGUCUGCGGCUGAAUCUACUGACAGCACGAAUCCCUCUUCUGAGCUGCCUCCUGUCGCCAGCACAGUGAGCCCAUCGUCCCAGAUGAUUGAGUCACUGUCGACAAUCUCCGAAGCUACGAGCAUAGGUCUAGAAGAAACGACCACCGCUCCGGAAGUACUGCCCACCGAUAUUCCCACAACGUUCCAGACAAACACUUCUCCACCGGAAUUGAUAAUGGCCACCACCGUGGCACCCGUCAUCCUUGACUCGACCUUUCCAGCAGCUCCAUUGCCGACAGAAACAACCACUGAGCGAACAGCCUUGGAGAAGGUGCGACGAGGCAUGCAAUACAAUGGACGUCAUUUUCGCGAUGCCUGA
Molecule: messenger RNA, 4380 nt
Organism: Fonsecaea erecta
Lineage: Eukaryota; Fungi; Ascomycota; Eurotiomycetes; Chaetothyriales; Herpotrichiellaceae
Exons: 2
Coding region: 1-4380 (1459 amino acids)
Source: RefSeq, a predicted model, not a curated record